AUGACGAAGUAAGUUGGCGGACGAAAUCCAUUAUCAUGCUUUUUAAAGGACGAUUUUCAGGAAUUAUUCGAACCAACAGUACUCAACAUCCGGCCCUUACUUCCCCUCCUAUAUUCGGUCAUACAAAAAAACAGCCUUCCUUAUCGGUAAGCACUCAACUUGUUGCCAUAUCACAUUGACUCUAUGGCUACUGGCAACAUCGCCGCAAGUUACAUACCUCAACAGUUUUGUUUUGCAUCUCUCAGUAUUUCCAACUGCAUAAUGUUUCCCCACUGCCUGUUUCACCAUUUUAAUAAGCAGUAAUUAGUGAACCUUACGUUUCAGGAUUUCAAUGGGUGUUUUACAUCCUCCUACAGUUUGACCCAGAUAUAUUAUGCAUUAUUGGAUCUCUGUACCACCCGCUAAUUUCCGACUCGGCGCUUAAAAUAAAAAUCUCAAGUUAUGUCUAAAAGACCGCGAAAACAACCACGACGUGGAUAUUUCCUCUGUUACCACUCCACUGUUCGACCGCAUUUUUUUUACUGCUGGCCGGAUUUGCGUUUAACGCUUCCAUAACAAUGCCUGUAAACUGGCAUUAGGUAUAAUUGUUAUUAUUAUUAUGAUAAGCAGAGGUUAGAGGCGUGGACCUCUAACUAACAGGUCGUGAGCUCGAGCAUCGGGUGUCCCACAUUUCGGGGUUGAGUACGAAUGACUGUCAACGGCUAAUAAGCCAGAAAUGGCCAUUCCAGUCUUCCUUGUCUUUGUCGGUGACGCCAUUCUGCCUAUAUCAUGCGCCGCUGUGCGUCUGCUGGUUAGGGCUCAAGAGAGAGCCCAAACGGCACAACGGAACGAGUGAGUCCCACAAGAACGAUCGGUGAGCGUCUCCAUCCAUUAAACAGAUUCUGCAUACCUCGUCUAAAAUCCAUAUAUGAAAAUUAGUUUUUUCUUGUUUUAAUGGGACCCAGACGGGUCUUUGAUAAAAUUAUUUAUUUAUUAUUUUUCUUAUUCACUGACAUGUUUGCUACCUAAAAGCCUAGACGGUUUCUCAUCAAGUGGCUCCCGGUCGCUCGUACGCAUUGUGACCCAGUCGCCAGAAUAUGCCUUGAUGUCCUUGCUGAACUUGAACUACGGAACAAGUACAAGGAAAAGACGAGGCAAAUCAAAAGUUCCGAAACACGUGUUUUGUAGUGCAGCCGAUGCUGUUGUAUCAGAAGCUUCUCGGUGGAGCUUUUCUGGGAGUGGCCUCGUAAUUUUUCCUUAUUUCGUUGACGUGAUUUAGCAUAUAUGCUGGGCAUCGGUUGUACCAACAUUUUGCAGAGGUAAAAUCCCAAAACAUCCAGGCAUUCUUAGGUUGACGAUUUUGAGGAUGUGACAUUCAUUUCUGACCUUAGUGAGUGCAGUCCCUCGAACUGGAUGGCUUCCUCUGUUACGCCAACAAGCCAACUGGUUUGCUUUAUGUUCGUCUGGCUAUUUUUAGUCCACCUCUACCGAUAUCCGGUCAAAAAUGGAGAUCCUUUGCAUGGAACUGCAGGUGUUGUGUUCCUUUACUUUGCUCUCCGCACUUUUUCCUCCGCACCUUUUGUUUACUGCUUACCGCCUUAUUGUUGAAUUUCCCCAGGCCCAUCUCUGCCACUCUAUGGAGACAAUCGAUAAAAAGGAGAAAUUCUUGGUCGACAAAUGGGAACGCGAGGAUGUUAGUACUUUCUCUCAGUUAGAAUCUUUUUCUGCCCAAUUUCACAAUUGCUUAUUUGCGGUAGUCCUGCCUAUGACGGAGCAGGUGUUAAUCACAUCCUGUCUCCGCUUGCACCACCUUGCGAUAAUGCGUUUAUCCUCAUUUGAAAAUCUGUUACGAUAGAUACCUCAGUUAGCUAACCGAAUUUUCAAUAGGUUUAAGCCCCUUUCGGCGGUGGGGAAUGGGCUGAGUCGAGACCUCUUUGUUGCAUGUAGAGUUGGACCGAAAAAUGCCCCGACAUCGAUUAAGAUCUUUGAAGCAGAACACUUCGUUCCGUCCAUGUAUAGUCUUGAUAAAACACGUUUACCCCUGAUCUUAGUUAAAUUAAUUAUUUUUCCGGUAAUAUACCCAUUAUUUUUGUGCCUGAUAGGGUCGUGGUGGUGGAAUCUCCUGUGUUCUCCAGGAUGGUGCAGUUUUUGAGAAAGCCGGUGUCAACAUCAGUGUGAUAUCAAGCGAACUUACGGAGUCAGCUCUUCAUCAGAUGCGCGAGCGGUGCGUUACAUAUCCUUGACGAUGCUGGUUCCUUAGGUCGUCGCUAGGUAUGCAAAAAGAGUGCUAAAUAGCUAAAAUAUUAAAAACACUUGCUUUAUGCCUGACGACGAUCUGGCGCCGAAAAUUUACGAAUUUUGUCAACUUUCCCAAAGAACUUGUGUGUAUAUUUGCGUGCAUACAUCUAAGAAGUGUGAUUCUUUGAGAACAAAAUUCCUGAUUUGGUUGUCACAAAACACACGGACCUAGUUGUGACAAAUCUCUCUGAAGGCGAAGUCCUCAUUGACUUAUUACAGGGCUCUUCCUCAUUAGUACAGGAUUUCUAAAGGCUGCUCAUCUGCAUGUCGCCUGCGGACAUCCACAGAAAAUCACGACAAAGAUAGUACUAUUGACAUUUAGCAACAAAAGACCAUACAUAUGGUGGUACAUGAAUCUCUAAAACACGCAUUUAACGUGCUAGUCAGCUUCACCGACCGGUCAUUCAUUUGGCUCAUGUAUUUUAAUCUUCAGAUUGUAAAUGUGUUUAUAUCGAGGAUAGGCAGCUGCACCCCUCUCACACUUCGUUAUCGUCAAUACUCACCCUCGCAUAUUUACAGAUGUCGCUGACAGUAAAUGCCGGUUGACAGUUCUGUACAGCGCAGCCCUUCAAACGGCUUUCGAGCAUUGCUCAUACCACUCACCGACGCUCUCAUCUGUGUCUAUCGCCGGAGUUUCUCAUUAUCUUAUUUGUCCGUUGCACAACCUUUUGGCGUCACGGCCUCGAUGUGGGUUUAGAACAAUUGAAACGACCCUCAACUAGAGCCAAACGCAUUCUCUGGGAGGCCAAUGCACCUAGACAGUUAGGGAAUAGUUUCGUCCAAAUGGACUCAGUCUAGAGCUCUCGUUAAGAAUAUAUAGUUAGUAAGCAGCUGCUGUGGUUUUACUUGUUUACAAAAAAUUUAGCUAUUCCGUUCGUGUUUCUUGUUGAAUCGGUAACAUUCAAUAGGAUCGAAAGUCGAACCUUAAACGCGGUAGCCGUUGAUCUAGUAAACUAAGUGGAAUUAAAAUCCGCUUUGGUAAUAACACCAAGACGGGCCCUGGCUGGUGACCGUAAGGGAUAGCCCAACGUGUGUAUCCCGAACCAGAUAGUACGAGACAGCCUCUGAUUAUUCGAAACUCCGAUUUCACUGCAAUCAUCUGCAUGACUUUCACAAUUUCGACUUCUGCUCUCUAUCCAAGGCCAUGCUGUCCAUAUUGACUGUUGUCGACCUCACGCUGAAUUACCCAUGAAUGUGUUCAGUCGCAUCUGACCUUCUCGGCACGUUGUAUAACAUUUGACCAUUUAGCCAAACUUUUAAUUUUGUGCGGCUUAAAGGGUGAAUUUGGCCUUUUUCGCCUAGACUGCAGUCCCUCAAAACUGACAAGAAGCUCAAGUUUGAUGUCGUCGGUAUAAGUUCCGUCAAUCACCCGGUAAGAGCUCUGUAUUUUUUCAUAUUUCUUUGGUAUACGCAGUUGAAUUUAUUUGCAGCAGUGACAUAUUGCCAGGUUCACAAUCUUUGUUUGGGAACUAUUACUGAGUAUAUGAAUGUGAAGACUGACCACUUAGCCCGUCCCCACGUUUUGAGCUCCCAAGCCUGUACGCGAUUAGCAGUACGGAGCCAUAGAGCCAAGCUUUUCCGAAGUAGGAACCUGUCUGUCUUCCAGACCGGUAUCGUGGCUGAACGUUUUUAAUAAGCUUGAAAAGUUUGGCCUUCAAUUCGCUCUGACAUCAACUUCACUUCGUUAGUAGACGGGGAGCCGAAUCCUUCAUUUAACAGGUGACUAAAUAUCGAACCACAAGUGUUAUGGAAACACAAGUAUAUAGAAAAAUCUCGAACAGCGUCAAAAGUUUCGGUUUGUGCACUAACCAGACCUUCAUCGGACAGUCUGACCACUGCAAAUGCCGAAGUGCACCGUAUGCUCCACGGAGUUCUGACUUACGCUUAAACUGGUUUUUAGCGAUGCAAUAGAGGAUGCUGAGGGAUACCAUCCAGGCCAGCUCUGUGGAAGCCCUCGGUCGCCCACGCCGUCAGCACCAAACUUAGUUUAAUGGCAUUGACAAGAAAAUCUUCAUCCUCCUCUCAAAGAAACGCUCGACCUAUAUAAUCAACAACAGCAACGUCGAUAUGACCAAGUAAUUCCGAUGCCGACGACUACUACAACAGACCGAGGGAAAUGCUGGAUGCUUGGCGAAGUCGCAAAACUGAGGAGGCCCGGAUGAGAUUGUGGAUUUCUUCGCGGCCAACAAAGCAGCCUGCAAUCCGCAAACGAAGGGGACUGCGCCACUGCUGGGCAAAGGUGGAACAACUCUCCCGACGGAGAAGUCACAGAUCCUGGAGCGCUGAACCGUGUGCUUCUAGAGCGUCCUCAACUACCUGCCAACAAUAUGCGAAAUAGCCCUCAAUUGACUUCCUAAAGUGGACACUGAUGACGACCUCGAUCAUCCGCCCUCCCUCCUUGAGACGAUCAGAACAGUUUAACAGCGGUCCGGUGGAAAAACGCUGAAUCACACGCAAUUCUAACCGAAGUACACACGUGCGGUGGCCAACUACUCAUGGAAGAACUAACUUCACUAUCCCAAAUGUGGUGACAGGGACACAUUCCCCAAGGCUUCAGAGAUGCCUUGCACAUCUAUAAAAGCAAGGGGAUCGUCAACAAUCUGGUAACCAUGGAGGCAUUUCCUUCAACUUCGCAGGAUUUCCUCGCUUGAACGCGCAUCUGGAACAGGGGCUUUUUCCAGAACCGUAUUGCAGAUGAGGAGAACACAGCGGAACCACAAAGAGGAUUCGUGUGGCCCGCUAAUUGUAGGAAGCGUGCAAGGAAAUGAGGACCAACCUAUACACUGUCGUCAGUCUGACGAUUUGCUCAAAUGAUAAAAAUUCCAGGAUGGGAUAAUGAUGUGCGCCACGGUUGAUGGAACAGCCCCUGAUGCAUUUGUGAUGACCAGUUGGGCGGCACACAUCUGUGUACUCACUCCCAUUCUAUUAAGUCUCGUGUUCUCCGUCAUGCUGAUGGAUUUAUACUAUUAAGAGCGGCGAAAGCUCGACAUCGGCUUUCGAGCCGACGGACAAUUUCAACAUCCGUUGCCGAAAAGCAUCCGCGAGUGUAUCCAAGGCCUGUGUCUCCAAUCUGUUCAAGGACAUGCAGCGGAACGUGAAGCUCUUCACUUUAGGCUGCCCUAACUUCGGCCUGGCCAGCUCGGAGGAGACAGUAGUCCGGCGCCAAUGCUGA
This is a messenger RNA of Spirometra erinaceieuropaei, 5449 nucleotides long. The record is from the annotation of a GenBank genome assembly. NCBI's taxonomy places the organism in Eukaryota, Metazoa, Platyhelminthes, Cestoda, Diphyllobothriidea, Diphyllobothriidae.